AUGGCGGCGGUGCGUCAUGUUGCGGGUGAACUGCCAGUGUUGAAUGUGAGAGAGAAACCAGUGUCGCGACGGUGCAGUGCUGAGUUUUAACACUGUAUACAGUGUAAAUAUAGCCGCUGGUAAAACCCCUCUAACAGGAAGCAGAGACCUCCGGCAGGCUUGCACGGCUAGCUGAGCUAACAUAUAUAUUAUCUGCUUUCUAUUAACUGGUUGUUGAACAUGUUUUAAAGCUUUAAUUUGAUAAACAGGAAUUUGAAUCUAUCAACAUCCUCGCAGUUUUAUCAAUAUAAGAUUGAGAAUAUUGAUUUGUGAGACAUAAUGAUGAGACCAGGAGGAAUUGUGAAAUUGAUCAUCCUGAUUUCUACCCUUCUCUUGGUGGUGUUCCUGGCUUUUCAGCUCCUGGAAUUCCACACGGAUUUUCAUUUGCCACACGCAUUAUUGAAACCUGGAGCCAUGGAAAGUUCUACAGAGGCAACUCCUCACAAAUGUGGCGUGUAUAAGCCCUGUCCUGAACACCAUUUCACCUUCAAAAUGGCCAGUGGAGCUGCCAGUAUCGUCGGGCCCAAAAUCUGCCUAGAGGAUGAGAUAUUGAUGAGUGGUGUGAGGAACAACGUUGGAAGGGGUUUGAACAUUGCCCUAGUCAAUGGAAAGACUGGCAGGCUCAUCCGUACUGACUCCUUUGACAUGUGGGGUGGAGAUGUCAGCUUACUUAUCAAGUUUUUGAAGGAUAUUGAAGAUGGAACAGUUGUCAUGAUGGCUACUUUUGAUGACUCUUCUACAAAACUUAAUAGUGAGGCAAGGAAGUUAAUAUCAGCAUUUGGCAGCUCCUAUAUCAAUUCACUCAGCUUCAGGGACAACUGGCUCUUUGUUGGAGGAAAAGGGAUCAAAACCAAGAGUCCUUUUGAACAGUACAUUAAGAACAAUGCUGAGACCAACAAGUAUGAAGGCUGGCCAGAAGUUCUGGAAAUGGAGGGUUGCAUUCCUCGGAAGCACGACUGAUAUCCUCUAGAUCAUCCUUCUUGGACCAAAUGAUGUAGAUUCUCUGCGUGCCCAGUCAAUCAAAAGAAAAGUUCUUCCAUAGAUUUCACUUUUCCCCACAAUAUGCAAAUGACCCUUGAUUAUUAUCUUAAUGAAUAUGCAAUCUGAAUGACAGACUACAAAUUGAAAAGCAAAGCUGUAUGAUGAGCUACAGUCAGGGCAUUAUGGCAUUUCAUAGCAACUCAUACUCAUGAAAUUAUGUAUCAGAAUCAUAUUUAUAAUUAUCUAAAGAGUAUCACAGAUCUGUAAUUUUAUUAAAUUAGAAUUGAAUUGGGGCUUUUUAGUAUUAUAUUAACACUGCCGGUCAUGAGUGCAGUUAAGGUAUAAAUGGGAAUGGUGGAAAACAAAACCCUCACAAGCAGGAUGUGAUAAGAAUAUACAGUAUAAAAAAUGGUAUACUGUAGUUGUGCUCGGUACUGGUGAAGAGAGUUUUGCCAUGUAAAUAUUAGAUUUUUUUUAAUGUGUUGUUCCUAAAAAGUGAAAAAGCAUUAUACCUUUUUUAUGUUGACGGAUUGUAAAGCUGGUGCAGACAGCUACUGCUACGGCUUCUUGGGUGAAUUUUUGGUUUGUUUCGUUUUUUGAAAAUCAUGUCUGUUAGGUUUUAUAUAUAUAUAUAUAUA
Messenger RNA from Ictalurus furcatus (blue catfish), 1658 nucleotides. It is a transcript of the gene fam3c, whose product is annotated as FAM3 metabolism regulating signaling molecule C. The transcript is spliced from 10 exons. The coding region runs from base 319 to 999 and encodes 226 amino acids. NCBI's taxonomy places the organism in Eukaryota, Metazoa, Chordata, Actinopteri, Siluriformes, Ictaluridae. The record is from RefSeq and is a predicted model, not a curated record.